This is a messenger RNA of Ambispora gerdemannii, 172 nucleotides long. Lineage: Eukaryota; Fungi; Glomeromycota; Glomeromycetes; Archaeosporales; Ambisporaceae. The record is from the annotation of a GenBank genome assembly.
AUGAAAGUUGAUUUUUGUUGGUUUCCUGCAGAUGCAAUUAAAAGAGAAAGAAACAACGAAUACGACAUUUCACAAACCGCUGCCAAAUCUCCGAUACGUGAAUUAUCUUUUCGUUUAGCUUUUUAUACUUACUUUACAGGUCUCGAUUCUCCUCUGGUGGAGGGAAUCUUUU